AUGAUGGCUGACAUUAAAGGAGAGAAUUCAUCUGACACGUCUAAUCUUAUUCAUAAUACCGGGAAUGCAACCCCCCAGCCCAACAACCCGCUGUCGAGGAAACUUAAUAAGAUCCUGGAAACAAGACUGGACAAUGACAAGGAGAUGCUUGAAGCCCUUAAAGCACUGUCUGUGUUUUUCACGGAGAACAGUCUUCGGACACGGAGAAACCUUCGUGGUGACAUCGAGAGGCGCAGUCUGUCCAUCAAUGAAGAGUUCGUGCGAAUAUUUAAAGACGUAAAAGAGGAACUGGAGAGUGUGCAUGAGGAUGUACAGGCAAUGAGCUCAUGUUGUGAGGAAAUGACAAACAGGCUGAAGGCAGCCAAGGAGCAAACGCAGGAUUUGAUUGUGAAAACCAACAAGCUGCAGGGAGAGAAUCACCGGCUGGAGGUUCGAGCACAGGUGGCCCAGGCGUUCCUCUCCAAGUUCCAGCUCUCCAGCGAGGAGAUGGCUACUCUGCGAGGAUCUCGCGACGCCCCUAUUACUGAGGACUUCUUCAAGGCGCUGGGUCGAGUGAAGCACAUCCAUGAAGAUGUGAAGAUUCUGCUGAGGACCAACCAGCAGACAGCAGGGCUAGAGAUCAUGGAGCAGAUGGCAGUUCUGCAGGAGGCGUCCUACGAGCAGCUGUACCGCUGGGCUCAGAACGAGUGUCGAGGGCUGACCCAAGAGACAUGUGACAUCUCCCCUGUGCUUAGCCAGGCCAUGGAGGCUCUACAAGAUCGCCCCGUGCUUUACAAAUACACUCUGGACGAGUUUGGGACGGCUCGGAGGUGCGCCGUGGUGCGAGGAUUCAUCGACGCCCUAACCCGCGGGGGCCCUGGGGGCACUCCACGCCCAAUAGAGAUGCACUCUCAUGACCCACUGAGGUACGUUGGCGACAUGCUGGCCUGGCUCCACCAAGCCACCGCCUCAGAGAAGGAGCACUUGGAAGCUCUGCUGAAGCAAGUCAACAUGCAAGGAGUGGAGGAGAAUAUGCAAGAAGUUGUGGGGCACAUCACUGAAGGGGUUUGCAGACCUCUCAAGGUACGCAUCGAGCAGGUGAUCGUGGCUGAGCCGGGGGCUGUCCUGCUCUACAAGCUCUCCAACCUCCUGAAGUUUUACCACCACACCAUAAGUGCAAUCAUAGGCACCAGUGUGGCAUCCCUGCUCCUUACCAUUGAGGAGAUGCAUGUCCUCAGCAAGAAGAUGUUCUUCAAUAGCCUCAGUCUCCACGCUAGCAAGCUCAUGGACAAGGUGGAGCUGCCCCCCCCUGACCUGGGCCCCACUGGCUCCCUCACGCAGACGCUGUCCCUGCUGAGGGAGGUGCUGGCCUCGCACGACUCCUCUGUGGUCCCCCUGGACGCUCGCCAGGCAGACUUUGCCCAGGUUUUGUCCUGCAUCCUGGACCCCCUCCUACAGCUAUGCACCGUGUCGGCCAGUAACCUGGGCACGGCCGACAUGGCCACAUACAUGGUCAACUCGCUCUACAUGAUGAAGACCACGCUGGCGCUCUUCGAGUUCACCGACAAGCGGCUGGAAAUGCUGGAAUUCCAGAUUGAGGCUCACCUGGACACUCUGAUCAACGAACAGGCCUCCUUCGUCCUGACCCGGGCCGGACUGAGCUACAUCUACAGCUGUGUGCAGCAGCACACAGCCCAGCAGGGACCUCUCUCUAACGUGCCCAGUAUGGACAGCUCAUCACUGAAAGCUGCCAUGGUUCAGUUUGAUCGGUACCUGUCCUCUCCAGACACCCUCCUGAUGCCACAGCUCAACUUCCUGCUCAGUGCAGCCAUCAAGGAGCAGAUCUUCCGGCAGUCCACGGAGCUGGUGUGCCGUGUCUACGGGGAGGUGUACGCGGCCGUGACCAACCCCGCCAAUGGGUACAAAGACCCAGAGAGCGUGCUGCACAGGUCCCCCCAGCAGGUGCAGACCCUGCUGUCCUGAGAGGAGGCCGCCGGUGCGGUCUGAAGGGCCGUGACACGGACACUGCGACGCUGCGCUCCCUCUCAGAGGGCCGGGGCUGAAGGCUUAAUCAUACAUCCUGGGGUGAGAAUCGGGCUCUGGAACGCUGUUGGUGCUGGGAUAUUUGAUGUGACUCUGAGGCUUCAGUGGGUUUUUCCUCCGAAACAAACUGACGGAGAAAGAAGCCGCACUGGGCUGGAGCUGAGACACUCUGGGAGUGUGUUUUGGACAUUCUAUGAUCACACUGUGUCUGUCCUCUGUACUGUCUCUGUCAUCUGAGCACACUGUCUCUGUUGUCUAUACUGUCUCUGUCCUCUGAGUGUGCUGUCUUGGCACUGGAGACGGUGGGAGGAAAGAGGACACCUUUUAUUUAUUUUUUUAAAUCAAUGAGCAGAAAGAUUCAGACAGUCCCAAUAACAACCAUGCAGACACUGCAGAGACACUUUAGGUUCUGCAGGCUCAUGCACGCAUGCAAACACACACACACACACACACACACACACACACGUACACACACACACCCUUCUGACUCUGCUCCAGUCUUUAAUCAGGAACAGAUCUGCGUUUCUUCUCAUUAAAUCUUUUUUUCCCCCUAAACU
Molecule: messenger RNA, 2579 nt
Organism: Megalops cyprinoides (Indo-Pacific tarpon)
Lineage: Eukaryota; Metazoa; Chordata; Actinopteri; Elopiformes; Megalopidae
Gene: cog6
Product: component of oligomeric golgi complex 6
Exons: 19
Coding region: 1-1962 (653 amino acids)
Biological process (GO): intra-Golgi vesicle-mediated transport
Cellular component (GO): COG complex
Source: RefSeq, a predicted model, not a curated record